GUGCCUUUAAAUUGCUGCUUUCGGAGGGUGCAUCUGGGGGGAGGUGGGAGGGAGUGAAACAUCUCCCUACCAGACUCCCUCCUCCCGCCCCUCCUGGACUCUCCAGGGUUUGGAGAGUGAUUGCUGCCCAAAGAGAAUCUCCUCCAGCUCCCACAGGCUGGCUGAGGCCCUCCGGAUCCCCAGGCGAGCUCCGGAUCCCCAGGCGAGCAGGGAGCAAGAGUCUGUUGGGCUCUCUGUGUCAGGAUCAUUCUAGGGAAAGAGUUCUGGCCCCUGACUGGAUCACAGGGCAGAGAAGAGACCCGAAGAGCACAGCUCCCACCCCCAGCCAGUGGGCUCCUGGCAGCCCAAGUUGGAGGUAGGCUGGGGUCUUGGGGUGUCCUGCCCGGAUAUCCCGGCUCACCUUGGCAGCCAGGCUGAGAACAGGCACCAGGGUACCCGCGGAAUGACAGCUCUCCUUCCUGCAACCCUCUCCUUCCUCCUCCUCUGGACCUUGCCAAGUCAAGUCCUCCUCAGGGUGGCCUUGGCCAAAGAGGAAGUCAAAUCUGGGACCAAGGGUUCCCAGCCCAUGUCCCCCUCUGAUUUCUUGGACAAGCUUAUGGGGCGAACAUCUGGAUAUGAUGCCAGGAUUCGGCCCAAUUUUAAAGGUCCGCCUGUGAACGUGACCUGCAACAUCUUCAUCAACAGCUUUGGCUCUGUCACUGAGACGACCAUGGACUACCGGGUGAAUGUCUUCUUGCGACAGCAGUGGAAUGACCCUCGCCUGGCCUACCGAGAGUACCCCGAUGAUUCAUUGGACCUGGACCCCUCCAUGUUGGACUCUAUCUGGAAGCCAGAUCUGUUCUUUGCCAAUGAGAAAGGGGCCAACUUCCAUGAGGUGACCACGGACAACAAGUUACUGCGCAUCUUCAAGAAUGGGAAUGUGCUCUAUAGUAUCAGGCUGACCCUCAUUUUGUCCUGCCCAAUGGACCUCAAGAACUUUCCCAUGGACAUCCAGACAUGCACGAUGCAGCUGGAGAGCUUUGGCUACACCAUGAAUGACCUCGUGUUUGAGUGGCUAGAAGAUGCUCCUGCUGUUCAGGUGGCUGAGGGACUGACUCUGCCUCAGUUUAUCUUGCGGGAUGAGAAGGAUCUAGGCUAUUGUACCAAGCACUACAACACAGGGAAAUUCACCUGCAUUGAGGUAAAGUUUCACCUAGAACGACAGAUGGGCUACUAUCUGAUCCAGAUGUACAUCCCCAGUCUCCUCAUCGUCAUCCUGUCCUGGGUCUCCUUCUGGAUCAACAUGGAUGCUGCGCCUGCCCGCGUGGGCCUAGGCAUCACCACGGUGCUCACCAUGACAACGCAGAGCUCUGGCUCCCGAGCCUCCUUACCUAAGGUGUCCUACGUGAAGGCAAUCGACAUCUGGAUGGCUGUGUGCCUGCUCUUUGUGUUCGCUGCCCUACUGGAGUACGCUGCUGUCAAUUUUGUCUCCCGUCAGCAUAAGGAAUUCAUGAGACUCCGAAGAAGGCAGAAGCGCCAACGCAUGGAGGAAGAUGUCCUUCGAGAAAGUCGCUUCUAUUUCCAUGGCUAUGGCCUGGGCCACUGUCUUCAGGCAAGGGAUGGGGGUGCAAUGGAAGGUUCUGGCAUUUAUAGCCCCCAACCACCAGCUCCUCUUCUAAGGGAGGCAGAAACCACGAGGAAACUAUAUGUGGACCGAGCCAAGAGGAUUGACACCAUUUCCCGGGCUGUCUUCCCUUUUACUUUCCUCAUCUUUAACAUUUUCUAUUGGGUUGUCUAUAAAGUACUGCGAUCAGAAGAUAUCCAUCAGGCACUGUGA
Messenger RNA from Condylura cristata (star-nosed mole), 1816 nucleotides. RefSeq names its product glycine receptor, alpha 4 (gene GLRA4). Gene Ontology annotation, molecular function: transmembrane signaling receptor activity; glycine binding; transmitter-gated monoatomic ion channel activity. The transcript is spliced from 9 exons. Gene Ontology annotation, cellular component: neuron projection; synapse; plasma membrane. NCBI's taxonomy places the organism in Eukaryota, Metazoa, Chordata, Mammalia, Eulipotyphla, Talpidae. The record is from RefSeq and is a predicted model, not a curated record. Gene Ontology annotation, biological process: signal transduction; regulation of membrane potential; chemical synaptic transmission. Bases 443 to 1816 code for a protein of 457 amino acids.